Messenger RNA from Thunnus maccoyii (southern bluefin tuna), 2625 nucleotides. It is a transcript of the gene noc3l, whose product is annotated as NOC3-like DNA replication regulator. The transcript has 21 exons. Bases 163 to 2577 code for a protein of 804 amino acids. Gene Ontology annotation, biological process: DNA replication initiation. Gene Ontology annotation, molecular function: chromatin binding. NCBI's taxonomy places the organism in Eukaryota, Metazoa, Chordata, Actinopteri, Scombriformes, Scombridae. Gene Ontology annotation, cellular component: nucleolus. The record is from RefSeq and is a predicted model, not a curated record.
GGUUAUUUCCGGGUUAUUUCCGGUUCUCUGGUGAUCAGCACGCGUGUGGAAACAAACUGCAGUUUUUCCUCCAGAAAGCAGAAACCGAACAAACCGACAGAAACUCGCCGCGGAGGUUUAAUCACAGCUGCGGACAGAAGGAGACUUCCCGCCGCCGCCAUCAUGGGUCCGCCUCGCUCGAAGAAGCGGCGGCCGACGUUCCGCCGCCUGCUGAAGACGAGCGGCGUGAAGCUGGAGAACAAGCUGAAGAACCGUCAGCUGAAGCAGCAGAACGUCGCCAAGAAGCAACGCAAAGAGCAGAAGAGGCUUAGACAGGCGGUGAAGGACGCCGCCAUCAGGACGCCCCGCCCACUGGAGACGUACAGGAAGAGACCCGAGGAAGAGGAGGAUGAGGAAGAGUUUCUGGAGACUCUGCCGACAGACAUGAUGGAGGACGGCGACCUGCAGCAGAUGACCACGAUGGCUCGCCAAGCGUCCUUCAUCACCAGAGACCUGUCGUCAUGCGGGCCGGUGCACGGCGGGAAGAAGCGGAGGUCAGAGGUCGUGCGGAGUUACGAGAAGGUUCCCAGGAAGAUGGCGAAGACGGAGGAGAAGGAGGUCAUCCACCUGCUGCCAAUCAAAGACAAGACAGGCGUCAUCCCACAGAGCGUGGAGAGAGUUAAAAAGCAGCAAGAAGAAGAAGAAGAGGAGGAGGAGGAGGAGGAGGAGGAAGCCGCUGAGCAGACGGAGGAGAUGGAAGACGAGGCGGCGCUGCAGAGCGCUGCAGAGCUGACGGAGGAGCAGAGAGAGCAGCUGCGAGCGCAGAAGAUCCACGAGAAGAAGCUCCACAUCGCCGCGCUGGCGUCCGCCGUCGUCUCCGACCCGUCCAGCAACAUCAAGCGUGUGAAGGAGCUGCGUGGUCUGCUGAUGGAGUCUGACCCGUGUGUGGCGGUGACGGUCAGGAAGCUGGUGAUGGUUUCUCUGAUGGAGAUCUUCAAAGACAUCACGCCCACCUACAGGAUCCGACCUCUGACCCCCGCAGAGAAGGCCGCCAAGGUGAAGAAAGACACGCAGCAGCUCCGAGAGUUCGAGGAAGGUUUGGUCAGUCAGUACAAGUUCUACCUGGAGGACCUGGAGCAGACCAUCAAUGACUGGAAGCAGCAGAAGAAGAAGCGCAGUCAGGCCGUCGGCUUCUCGUCGUAUCUCGGUCUCGCUGAAGUCGCUGUUCGCUGUCUGUGUGAGCUGCUGCUUGCUCUGCCGCACUUCAACUUCCACAACAACAUCAUCGUCAUCCUCGUGCCGCUGAUGAACGACCCCGUCACCAAGGUGUCAGGCAUGUGCUGUGAUGCGUUCAGGAAGCUCUUCCAGCAGGACAAACUGGGCGGGGCCUCACUGGCGACUGUGCGGGUCAUCUCCGGCCUCGUCAAGCGUCUCAACUACAACGUCAGACCCGAGGUGCUCAGGACGCUGCUGAGUCUCAGGAUUAAGGAGGUGGAGAUGAAGAAGGACAUCGAAGCCACAGCACCAAAGAAGAAGUUCAUGAACAACAAAGAGAGGAAGAAGAACCUGUCCAGGAUGCAGAGGAAGUGGAAGAAGGCGGAGGAGAAGCUGGAGAAAGAGCUGCUGGAGGCCGAAGCUUCAGAGAGCAAAGACAAGAAAAUCAAACUGCACACAGAGACUCUGAACAUCGUCUUCCUCGUUUACUUCAGGAUUUUAAAGAAAGCUCAGAAGUCUGUUCUCCUCCCUGCUGUGCUGGAGGGACUCGCCAGGUUUGCUCACCUCAUCAACCUGGAGUUCUUUGACGACCUGCUCAACGUGCUGCAGACCCUCAUCCAAUCAGGAGAUCUGACCAAUCGGGAGAGUCUGCACUGCAUCCAGACCGUCUUCACCAUCCUGUCAGGACAAGGUGACGUUCUGAACAUCGACCCCCUCAACUUCUACUCUCAGCUGUACAAGAUGCUGCCGACGCUGCACGCAGGGAAGCCCAAUGAUGACAUCAUCAUCGUGCUGCGAUGCCUGGAUGCCAUGCUGACGCGCCGCAGGAAGCAGGUGACCCUGCAGAGGGCGAUAGCGUUUGUCAAACGGCUGAGCACGCUCAGUCUGCACGUGCUGCCCAACGCCAGCGUGGGAAUCCUCGCCGCCAACAGAGCUGCCGUGCACUCCUUCCCUAAGUGUGACUUCCUGUUGGAUAACGAGGUUCAGGGCAGCGGCUUCUACCUGCCGGAGCUCGACGAACCUGAACACUGCAACGCUCAGAACACAGCACUGUGGGAGCUACACACACUGCAGAGGCAUUACCAUCCGGUCGUGCGGCGGUUUGCGGUUCAUCUGAGUGUCGGAGCUCCAAGUGAAGGAUCGGCGGCGCUCGGCGCGGAUCUGAGCCGCAGGUCGCCAGUGGAGCUGUUUGAUGAUUACAGUGUCAGAGACAUGACCUUUAACCCCGCUGUAGCAGCACCCAGCACCAAGAAGAAGGAUCAUUUCACAGUCGGAGCGACGCUGCUGGACGCUGAGCUGCAGCGCCGAGCCGAGAACAUCCUGACCGUCACCGAGGAGACGGAGCUGGACUUUACUACAACACACACACCUGACACACACUGACACACACCUAACACACACACUGACACACACUAACACACACACACCUGA